Molecule: messenger RNA, 987 nt
Organism: Mucor velutinosus
Lineage: Eukaryota; Fungi; Mucoromycota; Mucoromycetes; Mucorales; Mucoraceae
Product: F-box domain-containing protein
Exons: 4
Coding region: 1-987 (328 amino acids)
Cellular component (GO): nucleus; cytoplasm
Source: RefSeq, a predicted model, not a curated record
AUGGUCAAGACUAUUGGUACUCACAGCGGUCAUUUUCACUGCGAUGAAGCUUUGGCUGUCUCUUUGUUAAAGAAGACCAAGGAAUUCACUGGAGCUCAACUUAUCCGUACUCGUGAUGCCAAUAAGUUGGCUGAAUGCGAUAUCAUUGUGGACGUUGGAGGUGUUUACGAUCCUGCCACUCAUAGAUAUGAUCACCAUCAACGUGGAUUCACAGAGACAUUUGACGAUAAGCAUCAGACAAAGUUAAGUUCUGCUGGUUUAGUGUACAAGCAUUUUGGCAAGGAAGUUGUUAUGCAUCUCCUUGGCAAAGCUGAGGUGGAUGACGAUGUUGAAAUGCUCUACCAAAAGACCUAUCACGGCUUUGUUGAAGCUUUGGACGCCAACGACAACGGUAUCAGUGCCUAUCCCAACACCGUCUCACCUCUUUACAAGGAAUCACCCACCAGUCUUUAUCACAGAGUUGCAAAGAAGAACCCCAACUGGAACGAACCUAUGACUGAUGCUGAGAUUGAUGCUCGUUUUGUUGAAGCCUCUGACAUGGCCGGUGCCGAAUUAGCAGAUUAUGUAAAGGGCCUCCAAGUCUCUUGGUUGCCUGCUCGUUCUCUUGUCGUGGAUGCUCUUGAUAAGGCUGCCGAAGUGCAUCCUUCUGGUCGUGUUAUUGCUCUCGAACGUUCUUGCCCCUGGAAGGAACAUUUGCUUGAUUUGGAGAAGGAGCGUGGUUUAAUGGAAGAUAAGUCUGUCUUGUAUGUUCUUUAUCCUGAAUCAUCUCCCGAAGGUAACUGGCGUAUUCAAUGUGUCCCUCUUCGCCCUGAAGGUUUUGAAAACAGAAAGAGCUUGCCUGAAGCUUGGAGAGGUUUCCGUGAUGAUGAAUUGAGCCGUAUUUCUGGUGUUGAUGGCUGUAUCUUUACUCAUGCUGGUGGUUUCAUUGGUGGCAACAAGUCUCGUCAUGGUGCUUACGAAAUGGCUAGACUUGCUAUCGAAUUGUAA